This is a messenger RNA of Solenopsis invicta (red fire ant), 16436 nucleotides long. RefSeq names its product gamma-aminobutyric acid type B receptor subunit 2 (gene GABA-B-R2). Gene Ontology annotation, cellular component: membrane; G protein-coupled receptor heterodimeric complex. The transcript has 20 exons. The record is from RefSeq and is a predicted model, not a curated record. Gene Ontology annotation, molecular function: G protein-coupled GABA receptor activity. NCBI's taxonomy places the organism in Eukaryota, Metazoa, Arthropoda, Insecta, Hymenoptera, Formicidae. Gene Ontology annotation, biological process: gamma-aminobutyric acid signaling pathway; G protein-coupled receptor signaling pathway. Bases 7151 to 10900 code for a protein of 1249 amino acids.
GUGGCUCAUCAGUUCGGCGGACGACCGUGCGAGAGCGCCGUCGUGGUGGCGGCGGCGUGAUCGAUCCCUAUCGCUCUCGGUUCCGCGGCGGCAUUCGCGCGCCCGCACCCCCGACGAGCGGAACGUGCCGCAGUUGGAAACUCCUCCGAGGGAGAGAGCGAGAGAGAGAGAGAGAGAGAGCGUGCAACCCUGUCGUACUGGCGCGAGGGGCGUCACGGAUCGUCGCUGUCGUCGUGGCGAUGACGUCGCGCCGCCGACGUCCGGUGGCCGUAGCGACGUCGCCAGCCGCCGAGUAGUAAGGCCGCGCUACAGGCGCGACGACGCCAGCCGAGAGAGCCAGAGAGCUUGAAACGGCCUUCCGACGGCGCGUGGACGCGCGGCGGCAACGGCGGGGAAACCCCCUAUCGACCCUAUCCGCGGCGGCUGGCUAACCUUGCGCCCGUCUCUAGACGUCCUAUCUAUACGGCCAAGGUGCGUCUAUAAUAACGUUCCUCGCGCGCGUCCCGAUUCGAGAUUUCUUCGUGAGAUAUAUUCGUGCAUUCAGAGAGGCCUGCUGCCGCUCGUGCGUGCGUGCGUGCGUGCGUGCGUGCAUGCGUGCGACCGAAUAACCCAUCUCCUCGCUCGCACAUUCUCCCCGCCCGCAGACCUUGAUCCACACGUUGACGCGUCUAACCCGGUCAAUCACCCGCUUUGGCACGCGCAAACCCGUCGAGCUUGCCUGUCAGCCAGCCAGCCAGCCAGCCAGCAGCCAGCCAGCCAGCACGGCCAGCGGUCGGCGGCAACGGCGGCGGUUGGUUGUCGCGGUCGGUCCGAGCCGCGCGCGUCGAGUGCCGGUCGAGCUUGAUCGAGCCUCAACCGCGUGUGCGUUCACGGGAGAAGUAUAACGCCAAGUGUCCGAGCGGAGGAGCUCUGUGCGGCUCUCUGCCGCUCUCCGCACACCCUCUCUCCACUCUUGUGGUGGUGUAUCUCUCGCAGCAUCGUGCGUACCUGCCUGCCUGUCUGCCUGCCUGCCUGCGUACACUUGCGUGCGUGUGGCAAACGCGCGGACCCGCAUCUCUCGGCGGCGGAAGCACGCAAAUCAAUUUCGCCAACUAUCGCGCGGCUGCAGAGAGGACUGUCGCCGCUCUGUCGUUCGUUUCUAUUUCGUCGGAACGCGAUCGUACGCUCGACACGUCGAUUGCACGGUAAUCAAGAGAGAGACAGAGAGAGAGAGAGAGAGAGAGAGAGAGAGAGAGAGAGAGAGAGAGAGAGAGAGAGAGAGGGGAGGGGUAGAAAAUUACAUUCCGCGCGGCCCCCCUCGUGUGGAGGCGCGCGCGUGAGAUGAUUGGUCAGUGCGGCCGGCACGGGCCGUAAUUAAUUUCUCCGCCGUUCGGGAUUAUUACGUCGCCCGGUCGCGCCGAUAUUAGGCAGCCGAAGGUCGUCACUCCGAGAAAGAAAGAAAAAGAGAGAGAGAGAGCAAAAGUGAAUUAUAUCGCGCGUGAGAGAGGUACAAGAAGGUAUAGCUUCGUACGAUCUUCUCCCCCUUGCACGCGCGAAUGAGCACGCGGAUACGACUCUCUUCGCAUUCGACGACACUAUCGUAAUCAGUUAAUUUCCGGGCGUUAAGCGGUUUCAUCGGCCGGCGAACUGGCGAUAUUCGGAAUACGCCGGGCGCGAGGUACCACCGUGUAUGACAAUUCGGCGGCGGCGUCGGCGGCGGCGGCAGUGGCAGCGGCAGGUGCGCGGGAUAAUCGCCGGCGGUGCUAUCGCGAUCAAUUCCUUCCCCGGGAGAGACCGUGGAGAGACUCUUCGCGCCUCUUCGUCGUUCACGGGCCAGUUGCAGGAUCGGGCUGCGGCACGCGAGAGCGCCGAGCGCAAGAAGAGGACUCGGCAGCGCGAUUGCGGAUCGAUAUACGGGGACAGAUAUCGCGCCAAGAGGAAGAGAAAAAGUUCACGCGGCGUGUCAUCGGCAAACAUUCGAGACGACGACGCCGGGCGACCUGCGAUUGCUAAAUUCCCUCUUGCCCCGAGGAUGUGUUAUUUCUGAAGGCACAGGUUCGCGCCGCGCGGAUCAAAUGCGCCCGCAAUGGCGACGGAAAGUGGGCCAGGUCGGCUGUCGGAGCCGGAUGUGGGGCGCCGAACGGCCGACGCGUACCGUAAUAGGUGCUCGAGGAUCGAACUCGUUUCAUAAAAAGACUUAACACUUACACACCUUUGCCUUCCGCUCUCUUACUAUAGGUCGUUCGUGUUCGUCGCUAAUUUUGACAAGUAUCGUCACUUUUACAAGUAUCUAUAAAAAUUACAAGUGCAAAAAUUAUUAAGUUAUUUUCAUGUACGCUUUAACAUGAAGAAAGUAUUUGUAUUGUUGUUAAUUAAAAAAAAAAGUGGACAUAAAUGUUACAACUAUUAUACUUGUAUAAUAUAACCGACAAAAUCAGAAAAAUACGUUUUCAUAUAAAAAUUCAUAACUUUGAAAUAAAAGUGAGGAAAAAUAGUUUCACGUUUUAAAGUCGACGUUCCAAACUACAAAAGCGAAAACAGUUCCAAUGUUGACUGUCUAAACGAUUUUAUUACUUUCAGUAAUCUGAAAAUAACGUUUUAUAAUACACAUAAAUGGUAAUAAAUUGAAGGUAGAGAAAAGUUACUAAUAUACCGGCAUACACUUUUCGGGUAAUAUUUCUUAAACAAAAGCUAAAAGUAAAACUUUAAGUAACAUAAAUGCAAGCUAGAAUGUGUCUUCUAUCAGAUAGUGUAGCAGUUUUUUAAUAUUUUUUUCAUAUUUUGUAAUAAUUAAUGUUUUCGCAACAUAGAACAGCGUUUGAAUAACUGGGAAUUAAAAUUGGCACGAUAAGUCAAUGGGAGAAUUUAGACACGGCCCCGUAGGGAAGAAGUUUAUUCUUUAUUUUUCACUAAAAUAAAUUCCAAAACCAAGUACAUUUUUAUGUAUCGAGUAACAAAAAUUGAAAAGCGUUUAUAAAAUUAAAUAGCUAAAACUAAACUUUCCAAUUUUAUACGGUUUUUUUGACACUUUAUUAAUAUAUGUGGAUCUGUUGUAUCUGACGCUAUUUUUUUCCUAUUUUCAUAAAACAUCUGUCACACAUCUGUAAUUAAGAGUUAUUAUCUAUUCUUACGGAGAGGUUUAUAUACGUUGCACAACGAUUUUAUGUUCCAAACUGGACUACAAAAAUAUAUAAACAAAAAAUAUAAACCAAAGGGUUUUAGUAAGUUACAAACAUGUAAAAUGAUUUAAUAUUAUCAAUCACAUGUACUAAUUAUUGUUUAAACUACUGCAAUUUGUAAAUAAAAAUUAAACAAAUUUUAUUUUUUCUUUUCAAGAAUUUGUUUUCAGCAGAUUUUAUAUAGAUGAAAGUCAUCUGAAUGUAUGAACAAUGGGUUUUUAUUUCUUCAAUUAUCCAUAAUAAGCAGAUCAUGUUUAUAUCAGUAUUAAUACAGUGCAACGUUUAGUUUCCGAGUAAUAAAGUGAUGUCGCUUUAGAAGGGCUAUGCUAGCUGAUAUUGGCGACUUUCCUCUAAUUGGAUUUACGUUUUAGUAGUAGUAAUAGUAGUAGUUUUAGUAGUUGCAAUAAGCAGGUGGGACUAAUAACAAUCCCUAAAGUCACCUAAAUCUAAUGAGUACCUUUGUGACUUCGGCCUGCUGGUUUUCGAGGUUAGCUCGUUCCUUUCAUCCCGAUGCCAUGCAUUAAGCUUGCAUUAGACUGCUCACUCUCUCUUCUAAUAGAGUUUUAGGCUCAAGAAGCAUGUAGUUAGGAUCUGUAUCUUUUGCAAGUGCGUGCAGGACAGCGACAUAAUAUGUGUAGGCUGUCCUCACUCUCUUCACCGCAAAAUCUGUAGUCCUUUUGACUCGGAGUUUUAUUCAAAGUUGUAAAAUUGUGUCUUGAAGGUUAUGGUCUGUAUAAAGACCAAUUCUCAGUCUCAAUUUACGUAUUAAAUGUAAUGCACCCUUUUUAAAUUAAUGUAUAAGUAUUACAAAAACUAUUUGCAAGAAACAGUUUGGAAUAUUAAUUAUAGGUAAUAUUCAAUGAUGAUUGUAAACGAAAACCAAUUGAAAAUACAAGAAAAAACAAAAAAAAGUUUUGUUGCUACAGAAAAUAUAUUUACUUUAUACUUGAGAGACAUCGCAAUCAACACAAUUCGUGUAAGACUACAUAAUUGCUACAUAAUUUGAGAAUAAUACUUUAUAUAAUAAAUACCUUAUAUAACAUUUUGUGAUAUUUUUAUCACAAUUGUUUGUAUCUAUUGCUCCCUUUUAUAAAUAUGUAAAUGCUAUUAUUUAUAUAACCAGUGCAGAUACUUCAAUACAGAAUUGAAUUAUUCUAUACAAACGUUAUAUAAAGAAGAGAAGAGAGUAGUUAUAUAAAUAUAACUAUCAUCGUUAUCUUUAAUAAAGUAUAAUAAUUUAUAAUAUAACUACAAGAGUGCACCAAGUUUCACGUUAUAUAAGAUGUGAUAUUGAAACUUAUUGCUAUUAUAUAGAGAGUACUGUGUCGCCUAAGACCUUGGAUCAUUUAUGUCUCAGGGUGAAUUUUCGAGGCAUCGUGGAUGAAGGACAGGCACGAAUCGAGAUAGCAAGCUGAUGUUAUUUGUCGUCACUUUAACGUCAAAAUAACAUCUUUGACGACAUCAAAAUGAUGACAAAUAACGUCAGCUUGCUACCUGACAACGUACUAAACCUGUCCUCUCGAUCAGAGAUACGUAGCUUGCGAACCGGAUCUGGUUCGCGAUAUUCAAACUUGACCUAUAGAAUUAAUGAAGAAUAAAUUAAAAUAUUAGCGCAUAAAGUUAAAUUGUUUUACAAUAUAUAUAUAUAUCGUAGAAUAAUAUAUACAAUGUUGUUUUAACAUAUAUAUAUUUUAUAUAUUUAUAGAGAUGUGCAAAUCACGCAUUUGUAAAGUUGAAUUAAAUCAAUCGAACCUUUAAUGACACGUUCAAAAUCGAAUUUGAAAUUUUUACGUCAAAUCGAAUCAAAUAGAAUCGAAUAUCUUCGAUUCAAAUACGUAUCGAAUAUAAAUCAAAUUUUCUUAGAUUUAAAUUGUCCUGUUAAUUUAAAUAAAGUAAUAAAAUAUUGUUAAUGACGUUACAGAUCCUUUUUAAUACAAGAGAAAAUUAAUUGCAAGCAUUUUAGAAAAUAAUUACAAAAAAUAUUGUACUAAGUAAAAAUUUAUAACCUAUACUAAAUAAGCGUAAGGAUACUGAUAAAUAAAUAUUAAAUACAUAUUGUAUGUUAUUAUCGAAAUAAUAUGCACUUUAAUACAAAAAUAUAAUGGAGCAAUUUUAAACUUUACAUUCUAAAUUCUAUAAAAUCUUAAUCUAUGAAAUGAAAUCACGUUAAAACAAAUUUACAAAGACGAUAAAAACAAUAGAAAAAUUUUGAAAAUCGAUAAACGAUCAGGCACGAGAAUUGAUAUGCACCGACGAGAUUCCGUUCUCGCGGAAGAUAUAAAUUAAACAAUUAAAAUAGACGAUCAAUUCAAAAUCGAAUCAUACAUGAUUCAAAAUUCUAGAACUAUUCGAUUUCGAACUAUUCAGAUUCGACAAUGAAUCUACUGUGAUUUGAUUUGAAUUUAAACUUAAUAGUUCAAAUUCAAAUCAAAUCACAGCGCAUUUUUAUAUAUUUAUAAAUUCUAUAUCGUAUUUAGCAGCUGAGACCCGCAAUAUAACUUUAAUAUUCAUAUUUUGACCCGCCAAAUAAAAAUCAAGUUUCCUGCCCCAGAUACUAAACUUUUUUUAGGGACAGAAUAGAGACUGUUGUUUACCCAGGUGUGUUCUUAGCCCUUAAACACAUCACUGGGUCUGGGAGACCUUGUACGAAAUUUCGAUCACUUGCUGUGUAAAGAGGGAAUGAGAUAGAAGGUUAGGGGGAGGGAAAAGUUAGUAAUCUUCGCUAUUGAUCCCAAUUUUGUUCAGCUUCAGAGCUCAACUAGAAUUCAAAUGGCACGGAAUUACGGUUUCUUGUCAUCAUAUUCUUCUCGUUACAUAAUUAUACUCUUUAAAAGAAAUGACAAUGGCAUAAUUCUGUCUUAAAAGUAUCUCUCUUUAACUUUAAAACGCUCUAUUAUAAAGUCCUUAAAACUUUCUCCGUUUAAUGGUUGUUCUUCAAUAACUUUACAAUAGAACAUUUUUCGGCAAUUCAUCAAUUUUGGCGGGACAAAUAGAAAUCUGAGACUUCAAACUUUUAUCAAAAAAAAAAUUUUGUUGAAAAAUAUUGAUUGGAACCAAAGUUAUGACUUCUCAAAAUUAGUAUUAAAAGAAAAGAGCGCAGGACGCCAAUGUCCCAAGUCCCACAAGGGGUGUGCAUUAAGUGUUAAUCUUUUUAUAAGUCAUUUUACGAGAAUCUUCUCUCGGCGAGAUACGAGCGGCCACAUUUGUCCAUGUGAACACAUGACAAACGCAUACGGGAAACGCGUCGCGAAAAUUAAGAUGCAACCGGGGGAGACGUCAGUUGCGGCAACGAUGAGGCACGAGCAACGUUAAGGUGCGAUCGUCUGGAAUGAAGCAUUGAGAUAAAGACCCCGCCCCACGCGCGCCUAACCCGAUGAGCUCGCGACGUUUAUGACGCGAUCUCGUCGGUAGCAGACCGCGAAGCAGAUCGGAAUUCGAAAUCGCGAUAAACGAUACAUAUAAGGUACGCGGCCCUAGCAAAAUAUCGGCAGCUCCCACUGUCGCUGUCGCUGUCCGCGUAUCUGAUGUCCCGCGCACAAAGCCCCGCGGGUUUCCGCGACAAACUGCGAUCUGUCCGUCUAACCUAACCUCCUAACCCCGCCGCCGUUGAGUCGCGGGUGGAAACGCGAAGUGUCGAUCGACUCUGCGCGCGAACACUUGGCGAAGAAUCACCGAUCGACCGUAAUUAUCGCGUGGUGAGCCGAGUCACGCUCCUCUUCCGAUCCCCCGCAGUGAGAUAGAUCGCGAACGCGGAACGUGCGCGCGCGUUACCACGCAGAAGCGAGAGCGAUCGUCGUAGGAAAUCGAUUGCGGGAUAUUCUCUCGCUGGUUGGGUACGUCGACGACGAGCGCCCAUCACCUUCCAGCGUCGUCCUCUCCUCCGCCGUCAUGCGGGCGGAAGUCGCAAGUGGACGUGCGGCGACGAGCGUCGCUCGGGGCUGCUGCUUCUCGUCGGGCUUGUACCCGGUGGUGAUCCGGUGGACGAGCAGGAGAUGAAAGCGCGCGUCGCGUCCACGUCGCGGGAUGUCGUCGGGACUGACCGGAUGAAGGGGAGAGGACGGGACGAGGACGGGACGAGGACAGCCGGGGAAAUGUCCGCGGCGAUCGGCGGCGCGAUCGGCGGCGCGAUCGGCGGCGGAUCGAGACGCCGCCGUCGCCGUUCGCUGAUGCUGUCGGCCGCGAUAGCCGCCUGCUGCUGCUGCUGGCUGCUGUUGAUCGGCGAGUGCGCCGGCCAGAAGCCGAUCAACCUCGGCGGCAGCAAGAAGCGCGACGUCUACAUCGCCGGCUUCUUCCCGUACGGCAAUCACGUGCCGGAGGGCCACAUCGGCCGCGGCGUCAUGCCCGCGGUGAAGCUCGCGGUGGAGCACAUCAACGAGCACCCGACGAUACUCAGGGACUAUCGGCUGCACAUGUGGUGGAACGACACGGAGUGUAGUGCCGCCGUCGGGAUGAAGGCGUUCUUCGACAUGAUGCACAACGGGCCGCACAAGGUGAUACUCUUCGGCGGUGCUUGCACACAAGUCACGGAUCCGAUAGCGAAAGCCUCGAAACACUGGCGCCUUACGCAGCUCAGCUACGCGGACACCCAUCCUAUGUUCACAACCAAUAGCUUCCCGAAUUUCUUUAGGGUCGUGCCAUCGGAAAACGCUCUCAACGCACCGCGAGUGGCGUUGCUUCUGCACUUCAACUGGACCCGGGUCGGCACGAUUUACCAGAACGAGCCCAGAUACGCAUUGGUGCACAAUCGGUUGGUGGCCGAUCUGGAUGAGAGCAAAAUGGAACUCGUGGAGACGCAAAGCUUUGCCAACGAGGUGACAACGGCGCUCGAAAAGCUCAAGGAGAGGGACGUGAGGAUCCUCCUGGGAAAUUUCAACGAGGUGUGGGCUAGACGGAUAUUCUGCGAGGCUUACAGGUUCGGCUUGUAUGGCAGAAAGUAUCAGUGGGUCAUCAUCGGGACUUACACCAGGGAGUGGUGGCUGCGCCCGGGUGGCGGCUGCGCCCCCUCCGAGCUGUCCGAGGCCCUUCACGGUGUCAUCCUGACGGAUCUGCUGCCGCUGACGACCGAGGAGCAGCACACCACGUACGGAAUUACCCCGGACCAAUAUAAGGAGGAGUACGACUCGAGAAGGGGCGCCGAGUACUCCAGGUUUCACGGGUACACGUACGACGGUAUCUGGACGGUCGCGCUGGCUGUGAAACACGUCGCGCGCAGGAUACGACACUUCCAUCGUAACCAGACUAUAUCCGACUUUCGGUACAGGGACGUAUUGUGGGAGAAGCUCUUCCUCGAUGCCCUCAGGAAUACAAGCUUCGACGGUGUCACGGGGCCGGUCCGCUUUUACGACAACGAGAGGAAAGCGUACAUACUUCUCAAACAAUUCCUAGACGGUCGCGAGGUAAACGUGGGCGAGUACGACAGCAUAACUGGAGUUCUGGAUCUGACUAGACAAGAAAUCCCGCUGUGGAAGGGCAAAUCACCGCCGAAAGACAGGACGGUUCGCAUUAUUGAGCAAGCAACAGUAGACAUCACGCUGUACGCGGUGCUAGCCUCGGCCGCUAGUGUCGGUAUCGUCUUGGCAUCCAUUUUUCUCGCCAUCAAUAUCAGAUACAGAAAUCAAAGAUACAUCAAAAUGUCAUCGCCCCACCUGAACAACCUCAUCAUCAUCGGUUGUAUGCUGACCUACAGCAGCGUUAUCUUCCUCGGACUAGACUCGCAAUUAUCGAGCGUGGCGGCGUUCCCGUAUAUCUGUACGGCCCGAGCGUGGUUAUUGAUGGCUGGUUUUUCCUUGGCCUUCGGCUCCAUGUUCUCGAAAACGUGGCGUGUACAUUCCAUAUUCACCGACGUGAAGCUCAAUAAGAAGGUGAUAAAGGACUACCAAUUGUUCAUGGUAGUCGGGAUACUAUUGGCUGUCGAUCUUACGAUCAUGACGACGUGGCAAGUGGCCGAUCCGUUUUAUCGGGCGAUUAAACAAAUGGAGCCCUACCAUCACCCUUCCAGCGAGGAUAUAAUAAUCAUCCCGGAAAACGAGUAUUGUCAGAGCAAUCAAAUGAAUAUUUAUCUGUUUUGCAUAUAUGCAUACAAAGGCCUUUUAAUGAUAUUCGGUGCCUUUCUGGCAUGGGAAACGCGGCACGUUAGUAUACCGGCAUUAAAUGACAGUAAAUACGUGGGAAUGAGCGUGUACAACGUUGUUAUAAUGUGCGUCACCGGUGCGGCUAUAAGCUUCGUGCUGACUGACAAACAGGACGCCAUGUUCAUAAUGUUGGCGGUGUUCAUUAUAUUUUGUAGUACAGCCACUCUUUGUCUGGUUUUUAUUCCUAAGGUAAUAGAGUUACGCAGAAAUCCACAAGGGGCGAUAAAUAAGCGGACCAGGGCGACUCUGAGGCCGAUGUUAAAAAUACGAAGGGACUCAACUGUCAGCGAGCUCGAUGAGCGUUUGAAGGAGGCGAAGUUGACAAAUAAAAAAUUCCGGAAGCAAUUGUUGCAAAAGGAUUCCGAGCUUCAGGGAUUUUUAAGGAGAAUGGGCGAGGAGAUAGAGAUUGAAACGCAAGAAACGGUCGACACGUUGCCGGUCCCGAAGCCGGAAGAGACCGUUAAAAGGGAAGGACCGUCGAUAACUACAGAGACGACCGAUGUUUCAAUGUCCAUGUGUAGCUUGAACUCGUCUACCGUUUCGCAGCCAGAGGGUGAUUACGUCAACGUAGAUCAAGUAGCAAAGAAGAGGUCAUCUCUUUCGAAGGCCACGUCAAUCAUCAUCGACAACGAAAGAAUGGCUAUGACGAGCCAGGCAAUCGAAGAGAGCUCCUCCCCGGGCGCUGAAGACCGGGUGGCGUUCGACGCGACGCCGCCGUCGCUAUCGUUAAUAACAACGACGUCAACGGCGCUAACAACGACGACGAUGUCGCAUACGAAGCAUACAUGCGGCGUGGACGCGUCGCGGCGCAAGAGCAUGCCCGACGAGGCUGCCAGGGACGGUGGCGAGAUGUUGUCGAAGCGUUACAGGAGCCCGGAGCCGCUACCGAGCGACGCCGGCGCCGUGACCACGCGCUACGGUGCUUUCGUGCCGCCGGUCGUUGAGGAGGGCGACUCCGUGAUCUUGGAGGAGACCGAGAUCGCCAGGCACGUGUGCCGCGUGAGGAGGAGGAGCAAGGAGGAGCGCAGGGCGAAGCUGUCGACGCCACCGCCGACCAAGAACGUCUCCUUCGGCGAGCUCCACGAGCAGAGCUACAUUGAACACGUCAUGCCGUUUUCGUUGCAAUACGUGCCGAAUCACCGGCACGGCGGGAAGUACGACGAGUCGAUGUCGACGAUCAUCCAGCGUUCUAUGUCGGAGCGUACGCGGGAGAAGUGCCUGCGGCUGCACAUCGGUGGCGGCCACCCCAUAGUCGAGUGUUCGCACCGCGUCGCUCGUCGCAUGUGCCGGCACGCGGGCUCGAAGCUGCGCCAUCAGGCACGGCUGGAGUACGUGCAGAGCACUCCGAAUGUGGCGACGAUGCACAACGGCAAGCACGUCGCGGCGAAUCCGCGCGAUGGAAGCGGCGACGUGAACGGUGGUUCCGCGGUGAACGUGUCGAAGAUGUACAGCGCCGUAUCGGACGGUGAACUGCUGGAUCUGACGAUUCUGCCGAUCUUUCAGAAGCUCCUCACCGAGCGGCACAAGAGCACUGCCAGGCGGGGCUAUCGCUCGAACAUAGCUAGUUGUCCGAAUAUAUCCAUCAAGUGCGACAUCGUCGAGUACCUCUAACGGCCAAGCCAGCGGCGGCGGCGGCAGCGGCGGCGGCCUGACGCUUUCUCCUCACCGCGCUGGCACGCGCACGCGAAAUCACGUUUCUCGUCACUCGGACUCGCCGAUCGUGCAGGAGCGUGCUUAGAUCGGCUAUCUAAGUUAAUUAGUUUAAUCUCGCGUUUCGCGAGCGUCUUUUAAAUUGUUGCGGCCCCGAGCGAGCGAGCGAGCGGUCGGCGAACGUUAAAUCGAACGUAUUUCAGCCGGUUCUUACUACUCACGUUGAUUUAUUUAUAAGGAUGACGAUGGACUUGGAAUACCGCUAUACCGCGCCACCGCAGCCGUGUUAAUUAAUUAUUCGUUCCGUCUCUCUCGCGUCCUCGCUCCACGGCACUUGAUAUAUAUACAUCCACGAUAAAGCGCGGACGAGGACAAAAAAAAAGAGAGAGAAGAAGAUAAUUGGGAUAACACAACGCUCUAGUAAUAAUAACGCUCGAAUCGUAUUAGCUCUCUCACUGAGACACGAGAAAGACGAACGGUCGACGAAUAAAGGUAAGACUUUUUCUAUAACACACGAGAGAUAUUUUCUAAAGGCGACGAUUAUUUAAGCGUAACAUAGACGGUGAAGCCGUAGAGGGAGAAAAUAAAGAAGAAAAACAAAGGUUAAAAAAAAGAAAGAAGAGGAAAACGAAUUCGAAGUUUAAUGAAGUCUAUAAUCGCGAGCUCGAAGACUCAAAGUCAGCUCGUCUCAUUCGUCGUUGUUUGGUUUAGACGUAAUCGGAGUAAAUGUACGGAUUUGCGCGCGAUAUUAUCGAGCACACUUAGUUACUUGAACGUCAGUCAAUAGAUCCUGUAUCUCAUUAGUGACGCAGCAUGUUACGCGGCAUAUAUACAAGCAUUGCGGUGAAGCAAAUGAGGGAAAAACUUCGUACCGGUGAAUACAGUACACGCAUUUUCGAGAGAGUAAGGUAGGGCAGGGGGAAGGGAGGGACGGGGGUUGUCUAUGCAAUCGAUAUAGCGUAUCGCUUUCGCGGGAAGGGGGGAAGGGAGAGUGCGGGGUUGGACCCUAGCAGCGAACAAAUAUUGUUUAAAUAUUUCCUAGUACGACCGAAGAAUAUUUUUGUGACGCGACUUUGAAACAUUGAACUAGUUCUAGUUAACGCGGUUAAUUAAUUAACGAAUAUAUACCUUCGAGAUAUUUACAAGACAAGUUACAGGAAAACAAAAAAAAAAAAGACGAAAGAUAUUUGUUAGCAGCGACAGAUCGGAAAGUAGAGUUAUCUGUUGAUUGUUAUAGCGAUUUCCAAUUUGUAAAGGAUUUUUCGUUUGUGUCCGUACAGCAUAGAAAGAUUGCAGCAACCUUGCAGAAAUAUUUUAUUGCAAUGUUACAAAAAUAUUGCAAAAUAUUGCUGCAAUAUUGGUAAAAAUAUUCAUCGUUAGAAAUAUUGCAGCAUACUGCGAUAUAAUAUUGGUGUUUCUGAUAAGAAAAAUAUGAUAGCAUUUUCGAUUAUUAUCAAUAAUUAAUAGUUUUAGCCAUGCAAAGCUAUCGAUGCUUUUUUACGACUAUCGAUAGUUUUCGAUAUUUUUAUUUUUUUCAUUACAAAUCAAUCAAAGAUUAGUAAUCACAGUUUAAAAUUGUCUCAAAUAGCAUUUGAAAAAUGUUAUUUUAUCGGUUGCGUUCAGAAGCCAAAACCGUUCAAUAAGAACUCAGUAAUGCGAUCAUUACGAUUGGUUUGUAUCUUUAAAUUCAGCAAGGAAUUAAGGGCAAGGAUCAAUCAUAUUAAAGAAUCGCCAGAACUCGUAUCAGAGAAUAGAUGCAUCUAGAUGCGCAACCGCUCACUGAGCGAUUAAUGUCCAUUUUUACCAAUGUAGAUUAAUUUUAAUCUCAAUUUAAUUUACUUCUUAUCCUUUUCUAGUUCUAAAAAUUAGAAAAAGAUAAAGAGUAAGUUAAACUGAGAUCAAAGUCAACCUAUAUUGAUGGAAAUGGACAUAAGUCGUAAUUAAAGAUGAUUGAUUAUCUUUUUAUAUGGCCUGUUAAAUUAUAUAAAUUUACAAAAUUAUUAAAUUUUGUAUAAAUAAAUUAAGAAUUUAUUUUUGUGCCAAGUUUUGGAAAAAUAACUCUUAAAAUUUUAUUAAUUUAUAACUUUUUUGAAAACUCUCGAAACUAUAAUUACAUUUUUAUUUUUAACAACUAAAAAGUCUUUUUAAAUACACAAUUCUUAUGAUAUUGUAACUAUCAAAAAUAAUCAAUAAAUUAUUGAGUCAAGUAAUUAACUAUCAGUAAUUAUCGAUGUUUGGAUAAAUACCGACAGUUUAAUUGAAUACUUGACGACUAUCUCCAUCUCUAAUUUCUGAUUUCAUCAAAUUUAUUAACACAUUUUGACAUAUAUACAAUAACUUCCAGGAGUGUCAUACAUAUAAUGAAAUAAUUUUUACAAAAAGAAAUAAAAAAAAUUGAUUAUAAACAUGUAUUUAUUUUCGUCUUUGAAUUAGGUUUUGGAAACACCUCAAAAAAUCAUUUUAUUAGAACAUGAGUGAAAAAUCUUAUAUCUACGUCUUUUAUUUUAUCUUGUGUAACUUUUAAUUACGAGAAGUAAACUAUUGUCAUGUCCAUCUGGUAGCGUGUACCGCUCACGGGUGAAUCAUGAGACAUUAGUUUUCACAGUAUUUUUGAUACGUUGAUGCAACUUUACUGAAGUAAUAUUGUAAAAUAUCUUUGCAAUGUUUUUGCAACAUUAAACUGCAAUAUGCAAUGUUACUGCAAACUUCUGUGCUGUAUGAGUGACAACGAGAACUCAGAAAAUGAGGAGGUUGCAUUUGCAAGCGUCUCCAUCGGCUAACAAAUGUUUUUCAAAGAGGGAGGAGAGAAAGAGAGAGAGAGAGAGAGAGAGAGAGAGAGAGAGAGAGAGAGAGAGAGAGAGAGAGAGAGAAAGAGCGUGUGAGUGCGUGUGUAUGUGUGUAUAUACAAUCUAUAUGAACUGUUGAAGCAAAGAUAUCGAGAGUAUGUUAAUUAGGAGCGUGUCCGUUCUCUCCUUCGAGCGCCCGUUUUCACGAGGCUCGCCAAAUCUCAGGCCGGAAGGCGGCAGGAGCGGUAUUUUACAAAUACUAAAAGUAAGUUUUCCCUCGCGUACAUUUCUAAAAUAAAUAACUAUGUGUUUGUAAAUACAUGUUACAAAGUAAUGUAUAUUCAUUGAAUAUUUCCUACACACACCCACACACACCCACCCACACACACACACACACACACACACACACACACACACACAGCGCGCGCGCGCGCGCGCGCGCACGCACACGCGCACGCACACGCACACGCACACGCACACGCACACGCACACGCACACGCACGCACGCGCACACGCGCACGCACACAUACACACGCACACACAUACAGACAUACACAGAUACAAACACGUGUACACAUACACACGUCUAACUCGGCGCGUCUAGCCAAUCCUAGGGAGUAAUUAUGUGAACGUUCACCAAGUAUAUUUCGUUCUCCGCUAGGGUGCUGUGUUCAAAAAUACCUCGAGGAGUGUAUGGCGGAGCAUGUUAAUAAAAUGCCUUCGGGUAUAUCCCUAGAACUGAUAAUUAUCGAAUCGAAUCGAAGCAGUGCAUGCAUUGUCAAUUGCUCCAUAUCCUUUCAUUUCUUUGUAAGGAGUAAUAAAGAAAGAAAAUUCGACGAUUCAUCGUGAAUGCGCGCACGGCAAAGGAGGUUUCUCCAGAAUAGAUCGAAUUAAACGUCUCUCGUCUGCUCUAAAACGGGGGUGAACUGUAUCCGAAUGCGAAGAGGGGCGGGGAAGAAGGGGGGGCGAGGAAAAAUGUGCGGUUGAAAGGUAAAGUGGAUACGCCACUCUUUUAUGCGAGUGAAAUUGAGUUUUCGUUAUUCCAACUUGCGAGUGAACUCAUUAAAAGUGGAGCUCGUCGAGUACUUCCGUGAGAGAUUCGCAAGUUUCCUAAGUUGCGGGGGUUUCCAGACGGCGCGGCCUAAGGACGACGUAACUUGUGACGUGUAUUCACGACCCGAAGUUAACGGCGAACUCUAAGAAGAAAGGGAUAAGAUCUCUUUUUCUUUCGCUGUUCUUUUAGCGCGACGCGCAGUUAGCCGUUCUCGUGUAACAGUACCCCGUUUUAUGGCACGAAGACGGAAGUCCGUCGUGCGGCUCGCGUUUAAAUGUAGAGACACAACGAUUGCAAAUUCGUCAAGGGCGACAUCGCGACUUUCAUCGGCGACGAUCUCGCGCCUUUAUACAUAAGCAGGCGGAACGGCGCGCUAAACAACGCGGUGCAAUAUUCAAAUAAGUUAAGGAUACAUUUAUUUCCGAUCGACACCGGUCGGUACGCAUGACGAAACACACUUUCGACGCAUUUAUACUCAUAUUCCUACUGUUAGAGCAUGAUCUUAAUAAUCCCGUAAUAAUUACGUAAGCCAGUGGUGUCGCCGGUAAAGGCAAAGCCAUGCCAAAAGUUUUUUACGAAUCGUUGCGAGAACAAGAGGAAAAAAUAAUAAAAAAAAAGAGAAGAAAACCCGACAGCAAUAUACAUAUAUACAUGCGACUAAAAUGUAUGCGUGCGUGCAGCGAAGCUGAAGGUGAUUAAAGUUUGAUAAGAGUGACAAAGCGCUCCUUCUUCGAGACGCAUACAUCACCGUGAACAUGUGGAUGUAUCUUUGUGAAAAAUGGGCGAAUUAAAAGUGAUCGACUGGAAAUUUUGUUCUGUAAAAAAAAAUAUCCGAUCGCCAGAUUUCGGAAACUGACGGGGAUAUUGGCCGGCUGAAACUUUGCCGCCGCUUUUUUUUUCAAACCACCUCUCUCUCUCUCUCUCUCUCUCUCGCAAAGAGAGAAAAGUUUCUUUCUUUUGAGAAAGUCUCGCGAUCAAUGUGAUUCAAGCACAGUUUUUAAAUUUUUAAUAAGAAUGAAAACGGAGUUAACACGAAUAUUUCGAAAACUCCAUUCCCGCCGAUUUCUUUUAAUUCAAGGAUCUCUUAUAGGAAUACCUUGCAAGGUUUUAUCAUCAGCAUCAAGCGUGCCCUAUUAACGUGGGAAUAACGACGCCAGGGAAACGAUCAAUAUUUGUUAACAUUGUUAUCGAAUUUUAUAUAUUAUUACUGUUUACAUUUCUCUACUUGUACAUAUAUUUUCGCAAGAGACAAUGCAUGUAUCGUCAAUUACCAUGCGUUCAAAAUAUAUCCAUCGUACCUCCAUUUCGAAGGAAAAGAACUCUGCAAAAAAUAAGUAAAUUCAAAGGGAUUGUGGAGGAGAGAGCCCAUCUCGCGCGAAUGAAAUUGAGAACACAGUGUCGUGUGGUUCCCGUCCUUUUAGCUCGCCUAUUUUUUGCAGUAGAAGAGUUAAAUAGUUUACGAGUGCACUUACGAGACGAUCGAGGCUCGUCGUAACGUGAGAGAUCGAUAGCAUGCCGGAUAAAGAUAGGAUUCUUACAAGUUACCGGGCACGUGUGAUAUCUUACUAUCUAAAGUCUAUCGAGGUAAUCGCUGCGCAAGGCGAAUUUUAAUGUUCACCGCUGUCUACUCUCAAUAAAGUGGCUGUCAUUCAAUAAA